AUGGAUCAGCUAAAGUUAGAACUCAAAAGCUUCGAACGGAGGUUCGAAAAGAAGCACGGAAGACCGCCUGGUCGCGAAGAUAUUCGAGCAUUGCCGGAUCUCAAGUAUAAAUACAAACAAUAUGCUUCACUACAGCGCGAAAGACAGAGAAUUGAAGUGCUACAGGUAACGCCCCACAGGAAUGAUGAAAUAGAAACAGAUCUGCCGUUAGAAAUAGGUCCUACGCCUCAAAUGUACGGAAAAGUAUUGGGUUUAUUCGACAUGAAGAUGUCAUCGCCGACCAAAAGAGCAGCUGUAAUGUCACCAGAGGGCUCAAUAGGCGGUUUAGGGGAAACUCAAAGGCUUUCAAAAUCGCCGAAAACAGAGGGCGUAAAAACUCAUUUGGACUUAACGCUGGAACGCCGACUAUCACCCAAGAAAAGGUUCUACGGUCCGAAUUCGCCAUUCAAAUUUGAUGGUGUUGAUCUCUCAGUCCACACUCCAAGACGAAAUUUGCACAAUCUUAUAGCCGAGACUGAGAGCUUUGGCACUGGAAGCCCGUCUCCCAUCAUCAAACGUCCAAUGGGCAAACCUCUACUUCAAAUCGUCCGAGAGAGCGAAAAGUUGUUGGAUGAUAUUGACGAACUGAGCGACGACGACGUGAUCUCGCGGAGCGUUAAAGAUGUCUUUCAGAAUGAUGGAGACCAGCAGGAAGACCCAAAUACAGAGGAUGAGUCUGAAGUAGUAUUCAAGCGCUCAAAACGAAAGCACAUCUUGCGGCCGGCCGCUAGUGGAUUAAGUGCACCCGAACCUUUACAAGUGAAUAUCAAAGAAGAAAUGGCAAAAUUGAAGCAGCAGGCUAUGGAUGAAGCCAACGGCAUCGAGACCAAGAGCACUGAUGCAGGCCAGACAGUGUCCAAGAGCGCAAUCGUGAAAACCCGACGGAGGCCCCAGAAGUACAACCUUGUCAGCAACAAUUUUAGAAGACUGAAGCUUCCGAAAGCAAAGGGUAAGGGCAGAAAAUGGGGGCGACGCUAG
Messenger RNA from Lachancea lanzarotensis, 1017 nucleotides. It is a transcript of the gene SLD2, whose product is annotated as LALA0S02e02938g1_1. Gene Ontology annotation, cellular component: DNA replication preinitiation complex. NCBI's taxonomy places the organism in Eukaryota, Fungi, Ascomycota, Saccharomycetes, Saccharomycetales, Saccharomycetaceae. The transcript has a single exon. The coding region runs from base 1 to 1017 and encodes 338 amino acids. Gene Ontology annotation, molecular function: single-stranded DNA binding; DNA replication origin binding. The record is from RefSeq and is a predicted model, not a curated record. Gene Ontology annotation, biological process: DNA replication initiation; DNA replication; double-strand break repair via break-induced replication.